AUGAGCGCUGGGGGGGUGCGGGGGGGGGGGUGGUGGGUUGCGGGGGGGAGGGUGGGGGUGGGGUUGGUGGGGGGUAGGGGGGUGGAUGGGGGAGGAGUUUGUCGGUGUGGGGGCGGGGGCGAGGGGGGGGGUAGGGGCUGGAGGUGUAAGGGAGGCGGGGGGGGGGGGUGUAUCGGGUGGAGGGGGGGAGGGUGGGAGAUGGGGGUGGAGGGGGUGGUAGGGGAGGGCAGGGGGGUGGUCGGUUGGUGGGGGUGUUACGGUGGUUUUGGGGAGAAGGGGGGGGGGCGGGAGGUUGGGGGGGGGGGAAAUGGGGGUUGGGGGGGUGUGGGGGAGAGGGGGGGGUGCUGGUCGGGAGGGGAUGUGAUGGGCGGACGGGGGGUGGGGGGAUGGGUGUGGGUGGGGGGCGGCCGGGGGUGGGGGGGGUAG
Molecule: messenger RNA, 426 nt
Organism: Dicrocoelium dendriticum
Lineage: Eukaryota; Metazoa; Platyhelminthes; Trematoda; Plagiorchiida; Dicrocoeliidae
Source: the annotation of a GenBank genome assembly